UCACGUGAACACAGUGACGCGAAGAAAAUGUUCAUAGAGGACAGUGUUCGAGAGGAUCAAAACCGUCUGCUCCAGAAAGAAGUAGGUCCAGACCGAUCCAGCUAAGGAGUGAUACUGAGCAGAUACAUGGAUAGCCAAAUGAAGCAACGUGUCUUCACUGGGGUUGUGACCCAGCUCCAGGAGCAUUAUGGGAUGGUGGACCAGGAAGUGCGUUUUCAGAAGAGGUACAAAGGACUAAUACCAAGUUCCAGUAGUUAUGCCCCAGUCUCAAAUGGACCCCUAACCCACUACUAUUAUGCACAUAUGUCGAUUUGAGAAGCUUGGAUAGGUGUAAGCAAUAUAGCUAAAAUAUCUGUUUUGAUUUACUAAAUUAUUCAAUUCUAUGAGGUCAUUCAACUGGUGGUAAACACUGUGUGUACUGUGUUAACUCUGUGUGUGUCAGUGUGGUGAAGGGGAGAGUUCCGGCACUGGGGGAGAGGGUGCUGGUAAAGGCUGUCCUGGAUCUGUCUCAAUCACACAGCUGGAGUGCCCAGAGAGUACAGACCCUCGCAGAACACACACAGACGGCAAAGUUUCCUCGUCCUCUCCUGCCCUCCAUGAUGCCUGCACACGCACAGAAACCGGGCAUUCUGGGUAGCAAGCCGCAGCCUCUCCUCAAAUCUCCCAAGAUCCCUCCUCUCAUCCCCAGCAUCCUUCACACUGUGGCCAAGCCGGGGCUGCUGCAGACUCCAUCAUGGGGGGGUCAGUUUGAGGGCUGGGGCAGAGGCAUCAGGAAGAGACCUGCUGAGGCAGGGAGACGAGGAGACCGCCGGGAGGACAGCGGAGUGAGGGGUUGUGACCAGAAGAGGAGGAGGUGGAAGGAGGAGGAGGAUAAGGGAGCACACCCCAAAAAGACCUCCCCUACCCCAGUUCAGAGUCCCGCCCUCUUCUCUUGCUUCCCCAGGGAUUGUGUGUCCUGUGACAGUCUAGAGCUACAGCGUCGCUACCCCCAUCUCCCUCUCCCCCCAUCCGUCUGCCACCUGUCAAUCAGUUGGAUUGACAGCUUUCCUCCAUCCCAGCCCCUCCCCUUCCCGCUCCCACAGCCCUGCCUUUACCACAUAGGCCCUGUCGAGCCUGACCAACACAUACACACUGAGAGAGAGGGCGCAGAGUGCACUGUAAAGGUGCUGCUGUUGUCCAUGGCCAGUUCAGAGGAGCUGUACAGACAGUGCUGUGGGCUGCAGGACCGGAAAGAACAGCAGGAGGGUGCUAUGCACCCUGCCUCUCUCAUCAAGUUCCUUUUGGGGGAGGUAGGGGGUGAGUUUCGGGCCCUUGGGGGUCCGUGGUGUCUUGAGACAGAUGGCGGCGGUCCCAGUCCGCUGAAGGACCCUCGGGCACUGCUGAGGACAGCCCUGCGCUGUGUGAGGGAACAGAGUGGACUGGACCUCAGCGGCUGCUCCCAGUGGUAUAAGAUGGCUGAGCUGAGCUAUGUUUGUGAGGGGAAGCUGGAGACAGUGGUGUUUUUGUUACCUGAUGUCUGGCGGAUCGUACCUACAGAGGACGACUGGAGCACACUCAGGACUCAGGAGGAGGAAGGGGCCCCUCUCCCUGCCGCUCCAUGCCUGGUUGCAAGGCCUCGUCCUGGGCUAGCCCUCUGUCCCGUCCCCCUCUCCUCUCUCCUGGAGCCCCACACCUCCACAACCAAGGAGGCCUUUGAGGUGGGCUUGCUGGCAGAGUUGUUUUGUGAGAUGCUUCAGAGGGACUUUGGUCUACUGCUCUACCGCUGUCUCUGCUCUCUAACGCCUACACACACACCCACGGAGGAUGACCAGAUAAAGAACGACAAAAAGCAGAGAAUACGGGAUGAGAGGAGUAAAAGAUUUCAGGAAAGAGGAGAGAGUGGAGGGACAGCAGCGGAGGAGACUGAUGAUGAUGGAGAAGAGAUAGAUGAGAAAGAGGGAGAGGGAGAAAGAGAGAUGUUGGGAGAGGAGGGAAUUACUAGUGAGAAUUCAGACUGCCUCUUAAAGCACAAUGUGCUGUCUCGUAGGGUGUUGUUGGCCUGUGUGUUCUUUGACAAACGGCUCACUGGCGGCCUCAGACAAGCAGACCUUCACAACAUCUUACUGUCACUAGGGCUGUGGCUCACACCCACCCAAGUCCAGGUGUUGUUGAAUAAGGUGUGUGUGGAGGGGCAAUGUCCAUACAGGAUGCUAGCCUCUCGCUGGGAGGAGACGGAACACACAGAACCUGAUAUCAGCAUGGAAGGUAACCGUGGGUUGUUUCGUGGAGCUACAAAGAAGGAGAAGGCUUGUGGCCGGAAGUCUGGGGGAUCCAGGGGGCCAGCUGCAGCUGUGGGGGCCGAGGUGGUCUCCUACAAGGGCAGUGUGGUAAACAUCCCCAGCCUGCUACAGGCCCUGGAAGCAGCAGACAGAACACGGAAUGCCCUGGAGCUACGCAUCGCCACCCUACAGGACGCACUGGUGGAUGCUGCGGCUGUCACUCAGGGCCAGGAGGAGGGUCUUAGCAGCAGGCUGGAGAAGGUGGAACUUCGAAGCUCAUCCUAUGAGAAGAAGCUGAAGGAGGAUGCUAGUCACAUGUUUGCCCUCAUCCACAAAAUGCAGGAAAUGGUCGACAAGACGACAAGCCUGACUCAAUCAAAAACAGCAAAUGAAGAACACUGAUUGGUCGGAGCAGAACAGAGAAGUGAAGAUAAACUUGAACGAUUACAUUAUUACAUACACACGCGCACCAGCCGGCUUGACGGGGAUGAGUGAGUGACCACACACAUAUACAGUCAUGAUGGAAAGUAUUGGCACACUUGAUAAAGAUGAGCAAAAAAGACUGUAUAAAAAAAUGAUACAAUUACUGAGCUAUAAUGUAUGCUCCCAAAUUUUUUUAAAUGAUAUGAUUUUAUACUAAUACAACUGCUCAAAGAAAGAGAUUUUGUUUUUCUCAAUAGAUGGGGUCGAAAUUAUUGGCACCCCUCUUUUCAAUAAUCCGGCACCUUUGUGAGGAUAACGGCACAGCCUUUUUCUCUAAUGUUUUAUGAGAUUGGAGAACACAUUGGGAAGGAUGUUAGACCAUUCCUCCAUACAGAAUCUUUCCAGAUUAUUGAUAUUCUUCGUCUGCGCUCAUGGGACUGCCCUCUUCAAUUCAAACCACAGGUUCAAUCGGGUUCUAAUUCUGAGACAGAGCUGGCUAUUGCAAAAUUUAGAUUUUUGUGGUCAGUUAACCAUUUCUUUGUAGAUUUUGAUGUGUGCUUGAGGUUAUUGUCUUGCUGGAAGAUCCACUUGCAGCUAAGUUUCAGCCUCCUGGCAGAGGCAACCAGGUUUUUGGCUAAAAUGUCCUGGUACUGGGUAAAGUCCAUCAUGCCGUUGACCUUAACAAGGGCCCCAGGACCAGUGGAAACCAAAUAGCCCCAUAACACAUUUUACUGUAGGUACGGGGUUAUUUUCUGCAUAUGCAGAUGCCAGACCCACCACUGGCAUUUACAUUUGGAUAUCAUAUUUCUCCAAUGCCAAAUCAGUGUCUUAUUUGCAAUGAGAGAGCAUCGCGGACCAUAGCACUGUUAUAGAUCACUUUAUAUAAUCACAUCAGUUUUUAUUUAUCUUCAAAAAUAGAUAGGAAGAAAUACAAAGCCCUCUUGAAAUGAAUUAUUCCUACUCUAAUGUGCCUACUUUCAGCACCAUGAGCUGUCCAUUUCUGAUUGAUUGUGCCGCGGCUGCUGCUUCAAGUUUCAGCACCACAAUGUAAAUGACUGAAAUCUGGCUUAUUGUGAGGUCAAUAACUGAUAAAUACAUCAUUGGAAAGAAAAAUAUUGUUUUUAAUCAAAUCUAUUAUAGUAGUAACAAGCUAUCAAAGUUGACCUCCAUCUUUGCGCUCUCCUCAAAAUGAACAGAAUAUAGGCUAUAGGCUAGUCUGUGCGCAAGAGUGCAUUUUCUGGACUAGGUCUAAUAAAUAAAUAAAAAUCUGAAUAAGCCAUUGACUUCUCCUGAACUGCUACGGUAGUCCUGCACAGCCAUUGGUUAGGCAGCACAAUAACGUUUUGGAUGAGCAGAGCAGAGCAGGCCGGGGUUGGAAUAUCCAUUGCAGUGUGUAAUACAACCCAGUUUUAUUUGCACCAUCCCAGCAGCCAUCUUAGAAAUAUAACUUUGCUCUAUGUUUCUCCGAGCAGGCACUUUGUAUUCUAUAGGCUAUGGAUCAUUUGAUUGAACCACACUAAAUAGCCUGCAAGCACACUUGAUAUUCCGCGCCCAGCAGAGAAUCAGAGUUGAGGGGCAGCAUCAGGCACACGUCAAUCUAUAGCCUGUUAAGCAACUCAUUCUAAAACGCUUUCAUCAAUUACAUGACUCUCCCCUGGACUAGAAAAAAAAAAAGAAAAAAAAAUAUAUAUACAUACACUACCGUUCAAAAGUUUGGGGUCACUUUGAAAUUUCCUUGUUUUUGAAAGAAAAGCAAACAUUUUUUCCAUUAAAAUAACAUCAAAUUGAUCAGAAAUACAGUGUAGACAUUGUUAGUGUUGUAAAUUACAUUAAUGACAUUGUAAAUUACAUUCUAAGUGACCCCAAAAUUUUGACCGGUAGUGUAUAUACAAAACCCUCCUCCAGGUAACCAUUCUGUCAAUGUUUAUCCAACCUCUACUGUAAAAUAUGGUGGUGGAUCUUUGAUAAGCUCAACAUGUCAUGGAUCUGAUUCUGUAUUGGGGAGUCGUCUAAGAUCCCUCCCAAUGUGUUCUCCAAUCUAAUAAAACAUUUUGGAAAAUAUGUCUUUUAUUUCAUGAUGUCAAUGUUACUGCAAACAUUCUUCAUUCAACAACUCUACUUCCAUCUAUCGUUGUGACUUGGCAGGAAUAAACACGUUUGAAUAAAAAAAAAUCUGUGUAAAAAAA
Oncorhynchus kisutch (coho salmon) is the source of this 4867-nucleotide messenger RNA. It is a transcript of the gene ccar2, whose product is annotated as cell cycle and apoptosis regulator 2. The transcript has 18 exons. The coding region runs from base 597 to 2660 and encodes 687 amino acids. Gene Ontology annotation, cellular component: nucleus. NCBI's taxonomy places the organism in Eukaryota, Metazoa, Chordata, Actinopteri, Salmoniformes, Salmonidae. Gene Ontology annotation, biological process: regulation of DNA-templated transcription. The record is from RefSeq and is a predicted model, not a curated record.